Messenger RNA from Chara braunii, 2060 nucleotides. The record is from the annotation of a GenBank genome assembly. NCBI's taxonomy places the organism in Eukaryota, Viridiplantae, Streptophyta, Charophyceae, Charales, Characeae.
GCCUGUCUUCCUGACGUGGUUGCAGGCAUCUUCAACCGUGGCGGCAUACGUGCAUGGAGGUGGCCGCCGGUGGACGUCGUUUUUUGUCUACGAGGGACGUGAUGGACGGCUGCGAUGGCGAUGGACCUGCUGUGCUGUCGACAGCAGAGAAGACAGCAGUCGCGACGGCUACGGUUGCCGUUGUCCGUCGUUUUCAUAUCGAGAGUGCGGUCGAGCGCAUGAAGGCAACGCUUUCGAGGCGGCGGGAGAGGCUACUGCUGCAAAGGGUGUUGGACGCCCCGGACUGCAUCACCACAUCCCAAGCCGUGGUUCAGCUGUGUGCUGCUAUCGGGUGCGGUUUGCUUCCUCGGGCUACGCCACAGGACUACUUUCGGGAAAAGCUCCGCAUGUCGAGGAGAGUGUUCAUGGAGAUCAGCGAAGCAUGUGCGCCUCAUGUGCAGGGGCAGGUGACGUUUUACAGGGAGCCACUACAGUCGGAGCAGAUCGUCGCAUACGCACUGUAUAGGUGGGCCACAGGGGAGUCUUACGAUAACAGCACAUCAUCCUUCGGCAUGGGCAGGACUUCCAGAGUUCGAUCCGUACGCGAUGUGACAACCGCCAUUUUGAGGGUGUACGGGGAGAAGAUAUCGUGUCCGACGGGGGUGCGGAAACAAGUCGUCCUACGGGCUUUUCUGGACAAGGGCUUUCCAAAUCGCCAUGGCGUAGUUGACUGCACACACAUCUACGUGGACAAACCGGCGAACGUGCCUAGCAAGAACUACUUCGACCGCAAGCACCGUUUUUCCGUCAUUGCGCAGGUUGUGGUGGACCUGGAUCUGCGCGUCCUUGAUGUAUUCGUGGGAUAUCCGGGUAGCUGCCACGACAUUAGGGUGAUCCAGCUGUCAAGUCUGUCGAGGCGCGCGGAAGAGGGAUUACUGUUUCGUGGGCCGCCUGUGACGCUGCCGGGAGGGGUGACGACGAACGGAUACAUUUUGGGCGACAACGGGUAUCCUCCUUCUGAGUGGGUGGUGGUGCCGUACGGAGGAAUCAAUCAGCACCCGGACGAGGAAAGGUUCGACACGAAACAGAAGGUCGCAAGAGGGGCCGUGGAGAGGGCGUUCGGGAGGUUGAAAGGCAUGUGGAGGCUCUUCCUGCGGACGCACAAGACGGACCUCGAGAGUCUGCCGCAGCAGUUCACGGCGGUAUGCGUUCUCCACAACAUCCUGCUCGAUGCAGGAAUCGAGUUCGACGAGAAUUUGUUGUGGGAGGUCGACGCGAACGGGGUGAGGCGGCGAGUGGACCUGGGGAUUCAUCGCCCCCUGCAGCCAGUGUCCAUGUUGAGUUCGACGCGCGAGGCUCAUGCGCUCCGCAAUGCACUGGUGCAGGGGUUUGUCAUAGACGGGAGUCGUAGUCGAGGGCUGGCACGAAGAGGUUCGUGAGCCCGCUGUUUCGCAUGCGCUUCACGCGCCUUUUUUUUUGAGAACUUUCGAACGUUGCAUUUUUUUGAUGAUGUUUGGCAAUGGAUUUUUCGGUGUACCCGACUGCUGCUAUUCUUUCGAGGAUUUUUUUUUUUUUUUUUUUUUUUUUUUUUUUUUUUUUUUUUUUUUUUUUUUUUUUUUUUUUUUUUUGCGGUGCAUGGAACGUGUGUUGUGCAUGUCGUCUCGGCUUGUCUCCGUUUUUUUCCAAAAAGCUCUUCUACUUCGUUUUUUGCAUUGACGAAUGACGUGCAUCGCGUUUGUGAAUCCCAAAAAGCUUCGUUGCUGCAUUGACGACUGGCAUGCAUCAACAAAGAAAAGAAAGAUGAACUCGCGACUGAUGUGCUCAUCAUGCAACUGUGCAACGAAGACGCAAUCCUUUUAUUUCUUUUCUUUGUUAAGUUCACGGCGAUGACAAUGAUGCCGCGAUAGGUGAAAUGGAAAAAACACGGGCUCAUACAUAAGAAGAUGCGGACGACGAUGCGAUGGCCAUUCACACGUGCGUCAUGUGAUAAACCACACAGAAGACAACGACGACAAGACAUGGAAAAAGCAACACACAUUUCACUGAGUUCAUAUUACAUAAAAUCAAUCGCAUAGGCGACG